This is a messenger RNA of Daktulosphaira vitifoliae (grape phylloxera), 865 nucleotides long. It is a transcript of the gene Trs23, whose product is annotated as trafficking protein particle complex subunit 4. Gene Ontology annotation, biological process: endoplasmic reticulum to Golgi vesicle-mediated transport. The record is from RefSeq and is a predicted model, not a curated record. NCBI's taxonomy places the organism in Eukaryota, Metazoa, Arthropoda, Insecta, Hemiptera, Phylloxeridae. Gene Ontology annotation, cellular component: TRAPP complex. The coding region runs from base 109 to 771 and encodes 220 amino acids. The transcript has 3 exons.
AAAUGUCAUGAAAUAAAUUAGAAUACUAUUAUAAAUUGUAUUUUACUACAUUAGAACAUAUUAUGUGUUAAUAUGUAUAUAUUCUUAAUUUUUUAGAUUUUUAUUAUAAUGGGUAUUUAUGGUGUGUAUAUUGUGUCAAAAUCUGGAGGACUAAUAUUUAACUACGAUUACAAUGUUCCAAAAAUUGAAACCGAACAAGCUUUUAGUUAUCCUUUAGACUUAAAACUUUUACUUGAAAAUAAUCGUUUAUUGGUUUCUUUUGGUCAACGAGAUACUAUUAAAGUCGGUCAUGUCCUAUUGGCUAUUAAUGGUAUUCCUGUGUCUGGAAGAAAACUAGAAGAUGGCAAAGAUGCAUUAGAUAUGUUAGAUGAUGCUACCAAUUAUCCAUUAAAUUUAAAAUUUGGGAGACCAAAAAUGACUGUUAAUGAAAAAAUAUUUUUAGCUAGUAUGUUCUAUCCAUUGUUUGCUAUUGCAUCUCAAUUAAGUCCAAAACCAAGAAGUUCAGGGAUUGAAACAUUGGAAGCUGAUACAUUUAAGUUACAAUGUUUUCAAACAUUAACUGGUGUAAAAUUUAUGGUCAUAGCAGAUCCAACACAUACAGGAUUAGAACAACUUUUAAAGAAAAUAUAUGAGCUUUACACAGAUUUUGCUCUUAAGAAUCCAUUUUAUUCUUUGGAAAUGCCUAUAAGGUGUGAACUAUUUGAUACAAAUUUACAAUCUCUGUUGGAACAAGCUGAUAAAACUAAUAUAAAUAUAAAUAAUUGCAAAUAAUAUUUAGUUGAGACAUAAUUUUAUUUGGUAUACAUUACUUCAUUGUUAACACAUUUUUUAAAUUGUUAAAAAAUAAUAAAAAUUGUAAUCAACA